Messenger RNA from Helobdella robusta, 1509 nucleotides. RefSeq lists its product as hypothetical. The record is from RefSeq and is a predicted model, not a curated record. Gene Ontology annotation, biological process: proteolysis. Gene Ontology annotation, cellular component: plasma membrane. Gene Ontology annotation, molecular function: metallopeptidase activity; peptidyl-dipeptidase activity. The transcript has 9 exons. NCBI's taxonomy places the organism in Eukaryota, Metazoa, Annelida, Clitellata, Rhynchobdellida, Glossiphoniidae. The annotation marks the transcript as partial.
GUUCUCGUGUCAAUGUCCGAGAAGGACGCUACGGCCACGAUCAUCAAUCCGAUCAACAACCAAUCGUAUGCCCUUGAGCCUGGCAUCGUUGACGUCAUGAGCCAAUCACGUGAUUACAAUGAGUUGUUGUGGGCGUGGCUUGGCUGGCACAACAAUGCUGGUCGUGCGGUGAAGGAGGAGUUCAGUGAGAUGGUCCAGCUGCUCAACAAGUGUGCCCAAGAAAAUGGUUAUAAGGACGCGAGCGUUGUCUGGAAGUUGGGCGACUACGAUGACGCUGGCAUCGAGUCGAGCAUGGAUGCUCUGAUGGCCGAAAUAAUGCCGCUCUACAGAAAGUUGCAUGCAUUCGUAAGGAAGAAGUUGUACGAUUUCUACAUAAAAAAAAACAGCUCCAGUUCUACUACCAAGUUUGGUGAAGUUGCGGAAGAAAUUAAUAAAUUUGAGCCUGAUGGAUACAUUCCAGCUCAUAUACUAGGAAACAUAUUUUGCCAACACUGGACUAACAUCCUUGACCUCGUCCUUCCAUUUCCCGGUGCUCCUCCCACUGACCUCACUUCCGUCAUGAAGAAGAAAAACUUCACCGUUCAUAAGAUGUUCAAAGUUGCAGAGGAGUUCUUCACUUCAAUGGGCUUCCAACCGAUGACUGCCAUUUUCUGGAAGGAGUCUGUGGUGCAGAGGCCAGCCGACCCGAACGUCAAGAUGGUCUGCCAUGCCUCCGCCUUCGAUAUGGUCCGCAAGGAUGAUUAUCGCAUCAAAAUGUGUGCGCAGGUCGUUGAAGAUGACUUCCACACCGUGCACCAUGAAAUGGGACACGUCGUCUACUUCAUGGAGUACCAACACCUGCCCAGAAUAUUCACAAAUGGGGCAAAUUCAGCAUUUCAUGAGGCGGUUGGCGACACGAUCGGUCUCUCAACCACCACUUCCAAACAUUUGAAGAGUGUAGGACUGAGUAGUGAUGACGAUGAAGAUGGCGUCACUCAAAAUGAUGAUUUGAUGGAGAGAGCCUUGGAAAAGUUAGCCUUCAUACCGUACGGCUACAUUAUCGAUAAGUGGAGGUUCAGGGCAUUCAGAGGUGACAUCACCCCAGAUCAGUACAACGAUGAUUGGUGGAGAUUGAUACGAAAAUAUCAAGGACUGAACGCGCCAGUAGUCAGGAAGUUCACGGAUUUUGAUCCCGGUGCCAAGCAUCACGUGCCAGCCAAUGUGCCCUACAGCAGAUACUUUUUCAGUUACAUCGGACAGUUCCAGUUCUACGAAUCCCUAUGCCGAGAGGCUGGAGAGCGUGGUCCCUUGUACAAUUGUGACUUCUACAGAUCCAAGAAGGCCGGCCGAAAACUCGGACGCAUGCUGAAAAAAGGAAACAGUGUUCCAUGGAGAGCGUUGAUGCGCGAGUUGACGGGACAGUCUGACUUCAAGACCUCAUCCAUCCUCAAAUAUUUCAAGCCUCUCAGUGAUUGGCUGGAUGAAAAUAUCAAGGACGUUCCUAUUGGCUGGCCGUCUGGUGAUGAGUAG